AUGACGGACGCAGACGAGGGGUUUCAGAAAUCCUCCAACCUGGAGGUCAACGCACUGGACAACUUGAAGCCAGAAGAAGGCGCCGUCAUCGCGCCAGACCAGUUUGACGACCGAUACCAAACUACCAGAAGAGAAAUAUGGUCUUAUUACUCUUACUACAUCGGUAACAAUGGCUUGACAUUAUUCAACUUCGCGCCCACGGCGUUUCAAAAUCUUUUGUCGCAAGCAGCGAAUGCAAACGGCUAUCUGCUCUUCGCCGGCAAAAUGCGCUCAGUCAACAGCAUCGUACUCCUCUGCAACGGCAUCUCCUUCGCCAUCCAGAUCGUCGUAUUCCUCAUAAUCGGCUCAUUUGCCGACUUCGGCACCUGGCGACCAAACAUCCUCAUUGCGCUGUCCAUCGUCGCCUGGGCCAUCGGCUUUGCCUGGCUCGGCGUGCACGACGCAAGCAAAUGGGAGGCUGCGACAGGCCUGUACAUCGUCGGCUUGAUCGCGUACCAGACUACGCUGACUUUCUGGACAGCUGCAUUCCCCGGUCUGGCUCGCAACACACGGGAAAUGAAGCAGAAGGCCGAUGAAUUGAUUUCCGGCUCAAUCACGCGCGAGGACUAUGAUUAUGCAGACACGAUGAAGAGAAGUCAACUGUCUAAUAUUGCGUUUUAUGUGCAGUCUGUCGCGGAGAUAUUCAUUCUCGCUGUUAUUGUGGGCGUCAUGUUCGGAGUGGAUGUUAAUGCGAGCACGCAGAAUAAUAAUUGGGGAUUGAGUGAUCUCAUCGCUUUUGCGACUGGGGUUUGGGUGCUGGUUGCAAUUCCAUGGUUUGUCUGUGAGAAGAGACGUCCAGGACAAGACCCUGCGCCACGAAACAUCAUCAUGGCCGGUCUGUGGCAGUUGUACCAUGCGGGAAGGCAGAUACUUCAUUUGAAGCAGAGCCUGAUAUACCUAAUUGGCUACUUCCUCCUCGGAGACUCGCUCAACACUACUGUCACAGUCAUAGGAACACUCCAAAACACCAUUGUGGCUUACAACACGCUGCAGCUGACAUAUCUCUUAAUCGUCGGCAUUGCCGCGCAGGCCAUCGGCAUCUACGGCUUCUGGUACAUCCAACAGCGCUUUCACCUUAGCACAAAAACCAUGUUCAACCUCAUCGCCAUCGGCAUCAUCCUACUCGACGGCUGGGGCAUGAUCGGCAUCUGGACGCAACGCUUCGGCUUCCACAGCGUCUGGGAAGUAUGGGUAUACCAAGCCUACUACGGCCUCUUCGUGUGUCCCUGGUACUCGUACAGCCAAAUCAUGAUAUCCGAGGUAACCCCGCGCGGCAAGGAAUUUUUGUUCUUCUCGCUGUUCAGUAUCAUUGGCAAGACGUCUUCGUUUAUUGGGCCUAUUGUUUCGUCGGCGAUUAUCGACGCGACGCCCAGCGGGAAUGAGUCGACGCCGUUUUAUUUCUUGUUUGCGUUGAGCUUGGUGAGUUUUGCGGUUUUGCUGUUUUUUGUGGAUUUGAAAAAGAGUAGGAAGGAGCAGGAGGAGUUUUUGACAUUGGAAGAGAGGAAGAGAGGGGAGGGGUUUCAAUCUUCGGUCGAUGCCUAG
Molecule: messenger RNA, 1581 nt
Organism: Talaromyces atroroseus
Lineage: Eukaryota; Fungi; Ascomycota; Eurotiomycetes; Eurotiales; Trichocomaceae
Exons: 5
Coding region: 1-1581 (526 amino acids)
Source: RefSeq, a predicted model, not a curated record